Molecule: messenger RNA, 2604 nt
Organism: Aegilops tauschii subsp. strangulata
Lineage: Eukaryota; Viridiplantae; Streptophyta; Magnoliopsida; Poales; Poaceae
Product: putative AC transposase
Molecular function (GO): DNA binding; protein dimerization activity
Source: RefSeq, a predicted model, not a curated record
CAUCGGCGCCAUGCCGUCUUCCUUGGUUCCGCCUCCUAGCCCCAAUCCCAACCCGGCCCCGCCUCCCCCUCCCAUCCUCGGUGGCUCGGCUCCCCGCCGCCGGCUCGCCACGGUGCAAGGCAGAGCAGAGGAGAGGAGAGGAAAUUGAAUCGGAGAACCGGUUCCAAUUUUUCCACCCAUCGACUAGUCGGGAUGGCUGAUAUACCCCUCUUGCCGGUCACUAGGGACGGCGCGGAGGUUGGAGGAGGAGCCGCGAGUCCCAAGAAGAAGAAGACCAUGACGUCACUCUACCUCACCUUCUUUGAGACCGCCGCCGACGGCAAGAACCGUGCCUGUAGGCUCUGCAACAAGACAUAUUGCCUCAGCACCGCCACCAGCAAUCUGGGGAAGCACCUGAACAACCGGCACCCGGGCUACGACCAGCUCGCCGACCACCACCUGCACCUGCAGGGCGACCCUGCCCAGAGCGCCAUCUCCGGCAUGUUUGCCAGGAGCAAGAAGCCGCAGGCCCCGGCGCGAGCUCACCCGCAACCUCAGCCUCAGUCGCAAGCACAAGUUCAGGUUCAGUCUGUUCAGGCUCAGGCCAAAGCGCGGGCCGUCCGCGCUCAGCCUAGCGCGAAGCCGGCGGUGGACGUCGACUACGUCAACUGGUUGCUCCUUCGGUGGCUCAUCGGCUCCUCCUUCCCGCCCUCCACCCUCGAGGACAGCUCGUUUGUCGACAGCUGCAGGUACCUGAACCCGGCCGUCAGGCUCUGGCCGAAGGAGAAGGCUCAGGAGAUCACCCUUCAGGUGUUCAAGAGCAUGAAGGAGGAUGUCAAGGCGUCCCUGCAGCGCGUCAGGUCCCGGCUGUCCAUCUCCCUUGAGUUCUGGACUUCCUACGAGCAGAUAGUGUACCUGUCUGUCAAGUGCCACUGGAUCGACGAGACCUGGGUCUCGCAGAAACUCCUGCUUGACGUGUGCCGGGUUCGGUGCCACUGUACCGGUGCUGACAUUCUGCGAGUUCUGUUGGCUGUCUUGCAGGAUUUUAACAUUGACUUGAAAAUCCUUGCUUGCACGCACAAUAACAGCCAGCAUGCUAUCCAUGCCUGUGAAGAGCUCAGGCGGGAGCUCGAGUCCCGGAAGCUCCCCUUCUGCUACAUCCCCUGUGCCGCAAAGGCGCUAGAGGUUAUCAUAGAGGAUGGCCUGCAAAAUGUGAAGCCUGUAUUGUCCAAGGCCCGCGAGUUUAUCCUUGAGACCAAUUCGAACCAGGAGAUGUUGGUGGAUUUUAAGCACUGGACUGAAGUUUACCAAGAAGGCCCAUGUAAAUUCCCUCUUGAUCAUUCGGCAAACUGGAACGGCAAUUACAAUGUGCUCGACAUAGUAAAGAAGGCCCCUAAUGCGAUGGAUAACACCAUCAAGAAGUUUCAAGACAUUUUUGGGCCGAGGGACUGGGUUCUGAGUGACGAGGAGAAGUCAGUGGUGAAUUCAUUGCAUUCGUACCUUGAGCCAUUCUAUAAAACUACGACCAACCUUUGUACUUGCAAAUUACCAACUGUUGGGUUGGUCUUCUUCUUCAUGGACCAUGUCUUUGAGUUGAUCAAUGUCUGCCAUGACAGCAGCCACCAGAAAUUGUUUGAGAAAAUCGCCAGAGACAUGUCCAAGACGGCUCGUGACUUCACAUCUCAAGCUUACAACAUCUACACCUUCACGGCCGCGAUUCUUGAUCCAAGGAUCAAAGGGGAGCUCAUCCCUGACGCCCUCAACUCCACCAGCAACUUGGAGGAUGCAAGGGACCAUUUUGUCAGAGACUACAGCAGCAUCUUCCAAGCUCCCAGAAAUGGCUACAGCACCCAACAAGACAACACCGAGGAUGGUGGCGCGUUCUCCUUCGCCGAAGAGAUUAUUCGUAAACGCCGUCGUGUCAGCAUGAGCACUGCCGCUGAUGAGCUCACUCAGUAUCUUGCGGAGCCCCCCGCACCGAUUUCCACUGAUGCUCUUGAAUGGUGGAGGGGGCACUCCUCCCGUUACCCACGGCUCUCUUUGAUGGCCCGUGACUUUUUGGCAAUCCAAGGGACCUCCUUGGAUCCUGAAGAACUGUUCACAAGCAAAGGGGACAGUAUCCACAAGCAGCAGUACUGCCUUCCUCUUAGUAGCAUGCAGGCUACAAUGUGUAUAAAAUCGUGGAUGCAAAGUGGGUAUCAGUUCAAUUUUCAGUCGACAAUUAUUGAUUUCGAGAGAUUAAUCGAGUCUGCUACUGCUCCUGAUGCUGUGAAUGGUCCAGAGUCUUCUUGAGGAAUAAAUGGUCAGAAACUCAGGAUCCUAGAUUAGUUCGGUGGCAUCUGUUUCAUGUACCAUAGGUUCUCAUCAUGUAAAUAGUUCAUCUAAGCUGCAAAUGCGGGUUUGUUUGUAGUCUCUGCACAAAAUCUCAUAGUCAGAAUUAUGGUGAGCAGCCUGUGUUUUCAGAAUCAUGACAUGUAAGUACCUUGAAAGUCAUCGUAAUCAGGAGCAACAAUGCAAUUCAGGUUUGUUUCCUGUGAAGAUGGCUUAAAAGGAAGAUACAUGUCCCUUCAUGUGAUCAGAGGAGUCCUUUUACUGCCCUUGAUUCUAUAAUGGUGUAAUUCUCUA